AUCAGCAAAAAACCACAGUGAUUGAAAACGGUGAAAUCAGAUUCAAUGGAAAAGGGAAAAAGAUUCGGAAGCCACGAACCAUUUACUCUAGUCUACAACUCCAAGCUUUAAAUCAUCGCUUUCAGCAGACUCAGUACCUGGCACUCCCAGAGAGAGCUGAGCUGGCAGCUUCAUUAGGACUUACCCAGACACAGGUGAAGAUCUGGUUUCAGAACAAGCGCUCCAAAUUCAAGAAGCUGCUGAAGCAGGGCAGUAACCCCCACGAGAGCGACCCUCUGCCCGGCUCUGCCGCCCUCUCCCCUCGCUCUCCGGCUCUGCCUCCAGUCUGGGACGUUUCAGCUUCUGCCAAGGGAGUCAAUAUGCCUCCCAACAGCUACAUGCCUGGCUAUUCUCACUGGUAUUCUUCUCCACAUCAAGAUACAAUGCAGAGACCACAAAUGAUGUGA
Molecule: messenger RNA, 446 nt
Organism: Merops nubicus (carmine bee-eater)
Lineage: Eukaryota; Metazoa; Chordata; Aves; Coraciiformes; Meropidae
Gene: DLX6
Product: distal-less homeobox 6
Exons: 2
Biological process (GO): regulation of transcription by RNA polymerase II; embryo development; cell differentiation
Molecular function (GO): DNA-binding transcription factor activity, RNA polymerase II-specific; RNA polymerase II cis-regulatory region sequence-specific DNA binding
Source: RefSeq, a predicted model, not a curated record